Trichoderma gamsii is the source of this 1551-nucleotide messenger RNA. RefSeq lists its product as hypothetical. The record is from RefSeq and is a predicted model, not a curated record. The coding region runs from base 1 to 1551 and encodes 516 amino acids. The transcript is spliced from 2 exons. NCBI's taxonomy places the organism in Eukaryota, Fungi, Ascomycota, Sordariomycetes, Hypocreales, Hypocreaceae.
AUGGCAGCAGCCUCACAUCGUCAGCUCACGUUCACCCCGCCAGGUCAUCGACGAGAUCCCAAUUCACGGCCCAGACCUGUGUCGGCCUCAGUCCUUGCGAGCAUCGAGAAGCAGCGUCGAGACUUUGUGAGAGGUCUGGGGCCGUGUCGGAGUGGAUGCGAGGAUCUGGACAAUUAUGUCCUUCUUGCGGGCGGGUUUGAGAGAGGAAGUGUCGUUGGGAUAAGCGCAGAGAAUGAAGAUGGAGUGGGCGUGAUGCUAGGUCUCCAAGUGCUAGCAUGCUCUCUCCUCGACAGCGCCGCUCAAAGAGUUCAAGUCAUCACGCCGAAGCCGCCCAGCACCAUUGUCGUGCUGCUGAAAAACGCUCUCACAGCCGAGCUCAAAGCAAGGGGUGUCUCGAAGGCGGAUGAAGUUGCGGCCCGGAGGAGAGACUGUCUGGACCGAAUCAUGCUGUCGCGAGUCUUUGACAUGGAUGGGCUGGAUGAGGUUUUGGCGGAUCUGGACGCCACGGCUGCUGCUCCUGGGGGUGGUAAGGAGGAGGAGCAGAUUAUCGAGAUACAAUCGGCGGAAGAAACAGCUGCUCUGGCAGUGCGGCUUGAUCCUACUGCCGCUGAUGUUGGCGGCGAUGGUGCUGGUGAUGAUGCUGCCUCCAACAAAGAAGAGAAGCCGCAGGAAGCAUCUGCCGUCGCCGAGAUCCAAGACAGCCAAGACGACGAAGAUGAGACACCAUCCCCUCCACCAUCUCCAAUAUCAUUACCUCAGCCCCCUCAGCCUCACGCCGACGACAACAAUAUUAAAGAUACAACAGCAACAAUAACCACAGCAACAACAGCAACAGCAACAGAGCCAGGUAAUCACAGCAUUCCUAAUAGACAAGUCGACAGCGAAAGCAACAACGACAAACCCACUACCACUACAGCUUAUUCAACCCCCGACAUCAUCCUCAUCACCCAUUUCUCCUCUGUCCUCACCGGCUUCUUCACCCAGCGCGACAAAUCAGCCGCCCACGCCGCCCUGCGCCUCCUCGCUACUCGUCUCCGCCAUCUUUCCAGAACGCUCCCUUCACACCCGCUCAUCCUCCUGCUCAACUCUACAGACUCCGGUGCCCACGCCUCGGAAUCUCACAACCAUGAGAAUCAUCUACACAUGAAUUCAAUCCCACUACCGCUGCCAGAUCAGCAAUCAUUAUCCUCUACUGCCUACAGGUCGGCUACUUCCUCCACCGACCCAACUCUACGAUCCAUCUUCAACCCAGCUCACCACGCCAGCACAUCAUACAAGGCGAACAAACCAACCUUUGGCCUCGUCUUCACUCAGCUGCUUGAUCUCCACCUCCUUUGCACGCGAUCUCCGCGCCCCAGCAGGGCAGCGCCUUCUUCGCUUCGUGCCAUGACGGUCGUGGAGGUGCUGUUGGAUGAAAUAGGCUUGUGGGAAGGGGAAAGGGGGCAGAGGAAGAGGAGAGAGCAGCGGUGGACGAUUGUGGCUUUGCGCAAUGGCCGUAUGGUUAGUGUUUCCGGCAGUGGGAGAAGGAUAGAAACCCAGGGUGAUGAUUAG